Messenger RNA from Chiloscyllium plagiosum (whitespotted bambooshark), 3268 nucleotides. NCBI's taxonomy places the organism in Eukaryota, Metazoa, Chordata, Chondrichthyes, Orectolobiformes, Hemiscylliidae. The record is from RefSeq and is a predicted model, not a curated record.
AUGUGAGGGGUAUCUGUAGUUGCACAGGUAAACAUAGCCCCAUGAAUUGUUGGGUGAAACCUUUUUGUAAGAUUUGUUUUGAGGAAUCUUUUGGGUUGCUCUUGUAGGGCGACUGAAUGAGGUUUGACAAGAGUGCUUCCUUGUCUGUUAACCAUGUGAUCGAGCUGUUCAGCUUGAGAAGAGAAGGCCUUUUGAUUGAUCAGCCAGUGCUACGACGCGGUUCAAUGGCAGUUUUGUGCUUCAUUCAAAACAUUUAAAAUGAGAGGAGCCUUUUUUGAGCAUUUUAUUUUUCAGUUGGAGUAUUUCAUGCAUGGUGUGCGUAUGCGUGUAUGCUCUUUUAUGGACCGCCCGAAUUUAAAAAUCUUUACAAAAUUCUACGUUUCUGAAAUUAUUUCCGACAUCACCAAAAACACACCAGGGCUGUAUCAGUGCUUUUAAAAAAUACUUCUUUUAUAUUGAUAUGCUUUCACCCUCUGGCGAUGCUUGUCAUAUUUUUAGGCUGAUAAAAUGGCGAACAUGCUUAAAUGGUUAAACAACCUUUUUAACUCUUUUUAUAUGCAAUAGUGGAUGGUCAAAAAAGCUGCAGUCCUAUGUCUGUUCCCGCCUUGUGAGGCAAGGUGAAUAUGAAGGAUCCUUGCCAUGGUUCAAUGAUGUCUAAAAUGUCUUGAUUAAAUUAGAGAAGAAACAUGAAGAUGCUGGCUGUUUUGGCGUUUUUUCCUUUGGGGUAUUAGAAUAGUCAGUGAAAUUACUGAUUCUACAUUUUCUUAACUUCAGAUAGGAUAUUCUGCACCAGCAUGUCUGUGACAGAGCAAAACUGACUCAGCAAGAAGUUUUAGCUAACACCAUAAAAGGCUAAAGAACAGCUGAAUUUGUUUCCGAAGCAGCAGUCUUAAUUAAUUAAUUACUGUUGUUUGAAAAGGUGUCUAACAGGCUUGUACCCUUCUCCUUCUCCACCCCGUGUCUCUGCUGUCUUUACGUUUUUUGGGAGGUGAGGUCUGUUACUUACAAUUUUGAAAAUGAACAUAUGGAUAUUGGUGCUGGUGAUUGGGAGAGUAUAUCGUCAGCCUCUGCUUUUGAUAUAUUGAUGGGUUAGAUGAGGAAAGCAGCAGGUGGCUUGUGUGAAGCAUAAACUCCAACACAGUAUUGGGCUGAGAAGUCUGAUUGUGUUGCAGAAGUCAGUAAGAUACAUCCACCUCAGAUGUUGUGGAUUCAGACAUAACUGGAGCUUGUAGCUUGUGUGGGGCAGAACUGGGAAAGCACAGCAUCAUUUGAUUUGCAGUUUUCAUGAGGCAUUAAAUUUCUGACUGUUCCAGUUGCUAUGGUUGGGGAAGAUGGCAGCCCCCAAAAGAUUUCUGGUAAGGAAGUGCCGCUGGGAAUCCAUUCUAAAAAUGCUGCAACUCUCCACCAGCCUGACAGCAUCUGAGAUUAGUGGUUAAAGUUUGAGGAAUUAGAGGUGGAAAUGGAGCUCCCAAAUCACGCCAAACAACUGCUGCUGCAGCUAAACCAACAGAGAAGCAAGGGGUUCUUCUGUGACGUUAUCAUUGUGGUGGAGAAUGCCCUGUUCCGUGCCCACAAGAACAUCCUGGCAGCCAGUAGCAUGUACUUCAAGUCCCUCGUGCUCCAUGACAACUUGAUCAACCUGGACACUGAUAUGGUCAACGCCACCAUCUUCCGACAGAUCCUCGAUUUUAUCUACACCGGGAAGCUCCUGGGCACGGACCAGGCCAGCGAGCAGAACUUUAACGCCCUCCUGACGGCGGCCAGCUACCUCCAGCUCCACGACCUCGCCGCCGUGUGCAGGAAGAAGAUGAAGCGCAUCGGCAAGACUUUGCACGGCAAACUGGUGGGCCCAGGCCCAGGGAAACCCGGGCGAGGGCACCGGCUGCCCUCUGCCCCUGUCAUCCAGCCGCGCUACUCGGGCUCCCCCGAGGCUCUCCAGAGGCUCCAGGCUGGGGAGCUGCACCGGGUGGAAGUCACCGGGGAUGAGUUGUACCUCGCUAGCUCGAACAAAGGAAACCCUCACUCUCUCGGCCAGAACGGCGGCACCAGCAAAAGCAGCAAUACUAAUAACAGCACCAACAGCAACAAGGGGGAGCACGAGCAGAUGCUGGGCCUGGACCUGUCCAAGAAAAGCCCCUCGGUCCCUCCCCACAUGUCUCAGGAAGACAUGCAGCUCGGAGAGUGCAGUCAAGGCGGCUCUCCGCAUCCUGCCUCUGUUUCUACCACCAACAGUGCCCCCUUCGAAGAUGGCGCCGCCAACCCUCACAAAGCAGAGAACAGUGAUUGCCCGGAGAGGAGUGAUCUGGCCUCUGACGCCCAGAUCCUGGCCGACACGGGACAGCCCAAGGGCUUCCGCCUGGCGGUUCGGGGUGGUGCCCCCUGGCUGAAGCAGGAGAAGGUGUAUGGCAGGCCGGAGGGCGCCAACUGCCGGGACGAGGGGGCCUCGCUCCUCAACGGGGUCAUCAUGGGUCCCCUGGUCAAGUCGCUGGAGCGGGAUUCCGGGCGUCACUUUGAGCACGCCGUGCGCUGUAAAGAGGAAGAGGAUGAUGAGGUGGAGGAGGAGGAGGGAGGGGAGGAGGAGAACGGCAGAGAGUGCAGCGAGGACAGCGCCCAGAGCGGCGAGGAGGACGCAGUGGCCGGAGGAGGAGGUGGCGGCCACGGCUACAGGCCGGGCCAGGACGGCUUCGAGCCAGCGGGGUACGGCGACAACCUGUACGUGUGCAUCCCCUGCGGCAAGGGCUUCCCCAGCUCGGAGCAGCUCAACGCCCACGUGGAGAGCCACACCGAAGAGGAACUGUACCUGAAGGAGGAGGUGGAUGGUGGCCUGGCUGCCCCCAACCCGCCGUACCCCAGCGACUCACGGCCCUACAAGUGCUCAGUCUGUGAGAAGAGCUACAGGGACCCCUCCACGCUGCGGCAACACGAGAAGACCCAUUGGCUGUCCCGGCCCUUCCCGUGUAACAUCUGCGGGAAGAUGUUCACCCAACGGGGCACCAUGACCCGCCACAUGCGCAGCCACUUGGGCUUGAAGCCUUUUGCAUGUGAGGAGUGUGGCAUGCGUUUCACGCGGCAGUACCGAUUGACCGAGCACAUGCGGGUCCACUCGGGCGAGAAGCCCUACGAAUGUCAAAUCUGUGGUGGCAAGUUCACGCAGCAACGCAACCUGAUAAGCCACAUGAGAAUGCAUACCUCACCAACAUAAGCCAAAGACUCCAACCUCAAUUAUAUAUUUUUGUGUGUGUGUGUGUGUGUGUGUGUGUGUGUGUGU